UGUAAAUAUAUUUCUAAAAUUUUAAAUUAAUUUAUUACAUUUUUACAACACUAUAAUACAUUUGUUGAAUGUUAGUAAACAAAGUGAUAUUUUUACACUGAUUUCAAUAAAACAUUCAAUUCAGUACAUCAUAAUAUACUAAGAUAGUCGUAAUGCCGACCGUAUGUAAACACUAUUGGAAUAUUUAUGAAAUUCAAAUUAAGUAUGUUAUAAUUAAAUGAAUCUUUUUCAUCUUUUUACUCAAUUUUAUCUCAAAUACUUGGUGUUGACCAUUCUUAUAAUAAAAUUCCACUCGACAAUAUCAUCUACAUCAUCUACACAGACAUCUGUUGUCCUCACAUCGCAUUAUCAUUUUUUGUGAGAUUAAGGUCAAAAUAAAAGUUAUAGCAUUUUAGAAAAUCAAAAAUAUGAAAUAUUUUUAUCCGAUGAUAAAUAUAAUUUCUUAAAUACGAAUAAUAAUGCAAAAAAUGACUAUGAAACUAAUUAGAAUAUGCCACUAAAUUCAUAAAAAAAGUCUCUAAUAACAACGUAAAUAACCUGAAUGUAACAAAAUUUCACUUGAUAAUUUUUCACAAAUACCAUUCAAUUGAUUACUGACGUCUAAAGAAUUCACCAACAACGAAAGUCUAAUUAUAAUUUUUUAACUGCUAGGUUUUUAAUUAUUAUUUCAAGAUGAAUAUGAAUAAAGAAAAUACGUGUUUUACCAACUAUGUUCUUUGGAAGAUGUUUCAACACUACUCGUAUGUGAGCUCAUCAGACGUCCAGAAUGUUAUUACAUGGAAAUAUAUUUUGAAUUUAUUAUUUUUUACAACACCAUUACUCAUAGAAACUUUAGCUAUUGUAUCGAGUAUUAUUGGAUCUCAAAAUUUAAUAUAUGAUGUCUACGCUUUGAUUCAAAAUGUACUAGAAGCACUUGGAGCAUUAAUGGCAAUAAUUACAGUCAAAACAUUAGCUGAACAAUCGAAUUCCAUUUGGAAACUGAUAAAUAUGAUACGUGAAGAUUUGUUUUGUACAGAAUAUAAAAAAUAUGUGUUACAAUGUUCAAAUAAUAUGUACAAAAGGUUCACAAUAAUUUAUGCUUCUAUUAUUAUAUUUUUAUGGUUUUCAUGGAUGUUUAGUCCUUUAAUAAUCAAAGAUCUGCCUAUAAAAUGCGCUAAUAAUGAAGUUAUUGUCUAUAGAAAUAAUAUCGUGAAUGCAUUUUACAACGUUAUACCAUUUAAAACUUAUAAUAAAUUUUUCUUAAUAUUUUGGUUGAUUGAAACUUUUGCUUUGGCUCAUGUUUUCUUGAAUUUAUUCGUAUUUGACAUCAUAUUAACGUCAUGUUGUUGGAUGCUAAGUGCAAAUAUGGAAAUGAUUUCUUUAAAAUUUAAAUCUUUGGGCUAUGAAAAAGUAAUCAAGUCCAAAUCAAAUAGUCAUUCUGCUAUACAAAAUUUGAAAAUAGUUAUAUCACAACACAUGAAAAUUGUUUCAAAAAUUGAGAAGUUUUAUGAACUGAUAAAACCACUAGCUAUCAUACUAAUGGGAAUAAAUUCGAAUAUAGUUAUAGUGGCAACAUAUUUGUCGGUUUUGAAAAAUGCAAUGACUUUCGCCAUGUAUAGUAGCAAUUGGACAAAUAAAGAUAUCAAAUUUAAGAAGUCAUUACUGAUGGCGAUGAAUAUGAACGAGGCCAAUUUUAUAGUUAUGAGAGUAACGCCAACCCAAUACUUGAAUUUUGAAAUGUUUUCUAGGGUCAUGAAUUUAUCAUAUUCUAUAGUGUCUGUAUUAGUUAAGAAAAAAUUAUCCGAAAAGUCUAAUUGAAAACGUUAUUUAGUUGAUGUUUAAAUAUAUUUAAUUUUAUAGAAUAAAAAAAUAUUUGUGUUAUUGAAAACGUCUGCAUCAAAUUAUAGUUUAAAAUAUAGGUAGAGAAAUUAUACAAUUAUAAAACUAAUGACUUUGUAUAAAACUACCAAAUUAGCUAUUUGCCAAGACUUAUUUAGACAUUUAAUGUGUACAUAAAAACACAUCCACUCAAAAACAUUAGUGUAAUAAUUUUUUAUACAAUGUACGUAGUAAUAAUGUUGUAUAAUUGUGUGAUAGUACCAAAUUCUCCACAUUUAUGUGAACCAACCAACCAUUGUGAAGUUGUCUUACACUCAGUUAAAGUUAUUUUUAAUAAUAUUACUUUGAAACUAUAAUAUCUUAUACAAAUCAUCAAAUGAAAACCAGUUUAAUAAUAUUUUUUUAAAUAGUUAUAUGCCAUAAACGGUCCAAACAAUUUCAACACCUGAAUCAUAUGCCCCUAUUUUUCUCCCUGAAUACUAAUCUGGCUAUUCGGUAAUAAUUAUUCAAGUAAUAAGAAAAUGGAAUUGAAUCAAUACAUUUUUGCUAUUCAAAAUGAAAUGUUGGACUAAUGUCUAAAAAUAAUAGAUUAACUUAAACUAUCAACUCGUUAACCUUUUUCAAUUAACUUAAUUUUAAUGAGUUAUAAAAAUCAUUAUAUUGCAUAGCCCUGUUAUCUAUUAAUAUUACAUUUAAA
This is a messenger RNA of Daktulosphaira vitifoliae (grape phylloxera), 2515 nucleotides long. RefSeq lists its product as uncharacterized. Gene Ontology annotation, molecular function: olfactory receptor activity; odorant binding. Gene Ontology annotation, cellular component: plasma membrane. Gene Ontology annotation, biological process: sensory perception of smell; detection of chemical stimulus involved in sensory perception of smell. The record is from RefSeq and is a predicted model, not a curated record. The transcript has 6 exons. Bases 673 to 1797 code for a protein of 374 amino acids. NCBI's taxonomy places the organism in Eukaryota, Metazoa, Arthropoda, Insecta, Hemiptera, Phylloxeridae.